Molecule: messenger RNA, 3234 nt
Organism: Pecten maximus
Lineage: Eukaryota; Metazoa; Mollusca; Bivalvia; Pectinida; Pectinidae
Product: extensin-like
Exons: 4
Coding region: 1-3234 (1077 amino acids)
Source: RefSeq, a predicted model, not a curated record
AUGGCCACAUCGGGGGAGCCCAGUGUGACCAGGUUGUCUAAGGAGGGACGAAUCGGCCCAGGGUGGAAACACAGCAGGCAGAAGUCCCCGUGCAAUCACCCCUCCACCUCUCUACCCCCCCCCCCCUCCCACCGUCUACCGCCCCACCGUCUACCACCAACCGUCUACCACCCCACCGUCUACCGCCCCACCGUCUUCCACCCAACCGUCUACCGCCCACCGUCUACCGCCAAACCAUCUACCGCCCCACCGUCUACCACCCCACCGUCUACCACACUACCGUCUACCACCCAACCGUCUACCGCCCCACCGUCUACCGCCCCCUACCACCCAACCGUCUACCGCCCCGCCGUCUACCGCCCCUACCACCAACCGUCUACCGCCCCACCGUCUACCACCAGCCGUCUAACGCCCCACCGUCUACCACUCCACCGUCUACCGCCCCCUACCACCCAACCGUCUACAGCCCCGCCGUCUACCGCCCCCUACCACCAACCGUCUAACGCCCCACCAUCUACCACACUACCGUCUACCACCCCACCGUCUACCGCUCAACCGUCUACCUCCCCACCGUCUACCGCUCACCGUCUACCACCCAACCUUCUACCACCCCACCGUCUACCACCCCACUGUCUACCACCCAACCGUCUACCACCCCACCGUCUACCGCCCACCGUCUACCACCCAACCUUCUACCCACCCCACCGUCUACCGCCUCACCGUCUACCAUCAACCGUCUACCACCCACCGUCUACCGCCCCACCGUCUUCCACCCAACCGUCUACCGACCAUCGUCUACCGCCAAAUACCACAACACCGUCUACCGCCUCACCGUCUACCACCCCACCGUCUACCACAACACCGUCUACCACCCCACCGUCUACCACCCAACCUUCUACCGCCCAACCGUCUACCACCAACCAUCUACCACCAACCGUCUACCUCCCCACCGUCUACCACCCAACCGUCUACCACCAACCGUCUACCACCCAACUGUCUACCACCUUACCGUCUACCGCCCCACCGUCUACCACAACACCGUCUACCACCCCACCGUCUACCACCCUACCGUCUACCACCCAACCGUCUACCACCCACCGUCUACCGCCCCACCGUCUUCCACCCAACCGUCUACCGCCCAUCGUCUACCGCCAAAUACCACAACACCGUCUACCGCCUCACCGUCUACCACCCCACCGUCUACCACAACACCGUCUACCACUCAACCUUCUACCACCCCACCGUCUACCACAACACCGUUUACCACCCCACCGUCUACCACCAACCAUCUACCACCAACCGUCUACCUCCCCACCGUCUACCACCCAACCGUCUACCACCAACCGCAAUCACCCCUCCACCUCUCUACCCCCACCCCCUCCCACCGUCUACCGCCCCACCGUCUACCACCCAACCGUCUACCGCCCACCGUCUACCGCCAAACCAUCUACCGCCCCACCGUCUACCACAACACCGUCUACCACACUACCCCCUACCACCAACCGUCUACCGCCCCACCGUCAACCGCCCCCUACCACCCAACCGUCUACCGCCCCGUCGUCUACCGCCCCCUACCACCAACCGUCUACCGCCCCACCGUCUACCACCAGCCAUCUAACGCCCCACCGUCUACCACUCCAUCGUCUACCGCCCCCUACCACCCAACCGUCUACAGCCCCGCCGUCUACCGCCCCCCCCCCUACCACCACCGUCUACCGCCCACCGUCUACCACCCACCGUCUAACGCCCCACCUCUACCACACUCCACCGUCUACCACCCCACCGUCCUACCCCCCGCUACCCCAACCGUCUACCACCCCACCGCCCUCACCCCUCUACUCGCCCCACCGCUACCACCAACCAUCUAACACCGUCACCUCCCCACUGUCUACCACCCCCACCCCACCGCUACCGCACACCGCUACCCCCACCGUCUACCACCCCACCGUCUCCACCCCCCUACCCCCACGUCUACACCACCCACCCCCACCGUCUACCGAACCACCGCCCCACCGUCUACCACCACUGUCUACCACCCCCCACCGUCUACCACCCACCGUCUACCCCAACCGCUACCCCACACCGUCUACCCCCCUACCCCACCACUUCUACGCCCCCCCCGUUCUACACCCCCCACCACCGUCUACCACCCAACCGUCUACCACCCAACCACCGUUCUACCACCCCACCGUCUACCGCCCCCUACCACCCAACCGUCUACAGCCCCGCCGUCUACCGCCCCCUACCACCAACCGUCUACCGCCCCUACGUCUACCACCAGCCGCAAUCACCCCUCCACCUCUCUACCCCCCCCCCCCUCCCACCGUCUACCGCCCCACCGUCUACCACCCAACCGUCUACCGCCCACCGUCUACCGCCAAACCAUCUACCGCCCCACCGUCUACCACAACACCGUCUACCGCCCCACCGUCUACCACCCCACCGUCUACCACUCCCACCGUCUACAACACUACCCCCUACCACCAACCGUCUACCGCCCCACCGUCAACCGCCCCCUACCACCCAACCGUCUACCGCCCCGCCGUCUACCGCCCCCUACCACCAACCGUCUACCGCCCCACCGUCUACCACCAGCCAUCUAACGCCCCACCGUCUACCACUCCAUCGUCUACCGCCCCCUACCACCCAACCGUCUACAGCCCCGCCGUCUACCGCCCCCUACCACCAACCGUCUACCGCCCCACCGUCUACCACCAGCCGUCUAACGCCCCACCAUCUACCACACUACCGUCUACCACCCCACCGUCUACCGCUCAACCGUCUACCACCCCACCGUCUAUCGCCCCCUACCACCCAACAGUCUACCACCCCACAGUCUACCACCCCACUGUCUACCGCCUCACCGUCUACCACCCCACCGUCUACCACCCCACUGUCUACCACCCCACCGUCUACCACCCCACUGUCUACCACCCCACCGUCUACCGCCUCACCGUCUACCACCCCACCGUCUACCACCCAACCUUCUACCGCCCAACCGUCUACCACCAACCAUCUACCACCAACCGUCUACCUCCCCACCGUCUACCACCCAACCGUCUACCAUCAACCGUAUACCACCCAACCGUCUACCACCAACCGUCUACCACCCACCGUCUACCACCCCGCCGUCUACCGCCCCCUACCAACAACCGUCUACCGCCCAACCGUCUACCACCAACCGUCUACCACCCAACCGUCUACCGCCCAACCGUCUACCACCCAACCGUCUAA